This is a messenger RNA of Verticillium dahliae VdLs.17, 1131 nucleotides long. RefSeq lists its product as uncharacterized. Bases 1 to 1131 code for a protein of 376 amino acids. Gene Ontology annotation, cellular component: small-subunit processome; nucleolus. The record is from RefSeq and is a predicted model, not a curated record. Gene Ontology annotation, biological process: maturation of SSU-rRNA from tricistronic rRNA transcript (SSU-rRNA, 5.8S rRNA, LSU-rRNA). The transcript has a single exon. NCBI's taxonomy places the organism in Eukaryota, Fungi, Ascomycota, Sordariomycetes, Glomerellales, Plectosphaerellaceae.
AUGGCCGCACCAAGUUCUCUUCCGGCGCUGCUGGAAUCUCUCACGCAAUCGCUCGUCUCCGCCCUCGACACGGCGCCCAAGGUGGCCGGUAUUGAGCAGUCGGACAACGGCAUCUCACUUCUCGACGUCAAGAACGAGCUUCUGCUUUCCUACCUUCAGAACCUCGUCUUCCUAAUCCUCCUCAAGCUUCGCAAUGCGAAAAACCCCGCCAAGGACGACGACGACAGCGCCGACAAGGCCACAGAGCCGAUUGUCAGGAAGCUAGUUGAGCUGCGCCUCUUCCUCGAAAAGGGUGUGCGCCCCCUCGAGGAGAAGCUUCGCUACCAGAUCGAUAAGAUCCUACGCGCCGCCGACGAUGCCGAGCGUGCGGCCAUCACGAGCAAGGCAUCAUCAAAGACGAAGAAGACGGACGACUCGGAUGAGUCUGGGUCUCAGAGCGACGAGGAUGAGGACGAUGAAGACGACGAGAGCGACGAGGAGGACAAGGCCGACAUUGAUGCUGCGCAAUUCCAGGCUCGACCUGGCGCCUUUGUCAAGCCGGCCUCUGCCUCAACGGCCGUGGCUGCGGCGCAGAAGGACGGCAUCUACAGGCCGCCCCGCGUCGCGCCGACGGUGAUGCCAUCGGAGCGCAAGGAGAAGACGACCAAGAGGCCGCAAAAGUCGGCCACAAUGGACGAGUACAUCGAGACGGAACUGUCGAUGGCACCGCUGGCCGAGCCCAGCAUUGGUACCAACGUGGUGGCGGGCGGUCGCAAGGUCAAGACGGCGGCAGACCGCAAGGUCGAGGACGAGCGCCGGGAGUACGAGGAGUCCAACUUUGUCCGUCUGCCGACGCAGAGCAAGAAGCAAAAGGCCAAGGAGGCGGCGGCGGCAGGCCGCAGCGGUCGCAUGCAGUUUGGCGGCGAAGAGUGGCGGGAUCUCGGCGAUGGUGUCGACAGGAUCAACAGGCUCACGGCAAAGAAGGAGGGCGCCAAGGGUGCCAAGGCAUUGCUCGACAAGAGCCGCAAGAGAACUCACGACACGACGGACGGGCCGAGAGGAAGCGGAGCGGGCCCGGAGAUGGGCGAGCGAUUCCAGAAGAGGCUCAAGGUACUGGAGGCAGGGCGUCGCGACCGGGGCGGGCGCAGAUAG